AUGCCUUCAUCACCACGAACUCCCAUGCAUAGUCGACAACCCUCCGCAUUAGAUUUCUCUCCUUCAAAUAUGAACCUCUCUCGCAGACUUUCAAAAUCUUCCAUACACACACCGACUACACCAAAUCAUAUGAUUCGAGAUUUUAGUGCUAGCGUUGACAGCGUGGGAAUGGAUGUAUUAGGAUCUGCGCAAAAUGGAGGAAAUGGACUUGGAAAUCUUGCAGACGAACUGGCAGAUGCGUGGAGCGAGGACGAAGGAGAAGAACUAGAAGAAGGGGAUCUUAAUUUUCAAAACACGACAGCUUCGGAUUCAGAUAAUGAAGAUAGGGAAGGAGAAAAUAAUCAUCCAGUCAGGGAUAGUGGUGUUGAUGUAACGAGUCCGAAGAAACAACAAGGAGCAUUAAAUCCAAAUCUACUAAAUUUAACGCCGCCAGUAGGUGGUCAUGGAAGAGUUCAUGCUUUGGGUCAUGCGAGGACACCAAGUGAAUAUGAUGGAAGUGAUUAUGGAGGAGAUUCAGAUUUGGAGAGUCCAGCUUUUGGACCGGCAUUAUUAGCAAGGAUGGAUAUGGUAGAGGGGUUGGCAAGGAGGGGGACGGAAAAUAAUGGAAGUCAAGCUGAUGGAGUUGUUAAGAGGGUUAUUGAAAGUUUGAGAGAUUUGGGGGUAGCAGAAAUGAGAAGAGAUGAAGAAUUGAGAGAAGAAGGAGAACAAUGGGUAGAAAGUGGGGAUUGGCAAAAGAGAUUGGGUGAUAGAGAAUGUGCGGGAGUUUGUAGAGGUGUCGUGGGUGGUUUCGAACAGUUGAAUGUUUUUGGGUUUUGUGGUGUGGUGAGGUGUGGUGUGGUGUGGUGUGGUGUGGUGUGGUGGAAUACUGAAGCUUGUGGUAGAAUUAGAGUUAGAAGGUUGAAUCAGAAGUAUAAGUAUAGUAAGACUUAUGAAAAAUGA
Messenger RNA from Sclerotinia sclerotiorum 1980 UF-70, 939 nucleotides. RefSeq lists its product as hypothetical. Bases 1 to 939 code for a protein of 312 amino acids. The transcript has 4 exons. NCBI's taxonomy places the organism in Eukaryota, Fungi, Ascomycota, Leotiomycetes, Helotiales, Sclerotiniaceae. The record is from RefSeq and is a predicted model, not a curated record.